Racocetra persica is the source of this 686-nucleotide messenger RNA. NCBI's taxonomy places the organism in Eukaryota, Fungi, Glomeromycota, Glomeromycetes, Diversisporales, Gigasporaceae. The record is from the annotation of a GenBank genome assembly.
AUGUUGAAGGGAUUGAUGAAUGAAUCAUAUGGAUCAUUGAUCCAAGAGACUUUUUGUUUACCACCGAUCCGUGAAAGAAAUUCUAUUAAAGGUUUUGGUUUGGAUUAUUUGAUCUCAUAUGAACUCGCAAAGAAAAUUAAUGACGUCAAUUUCGUUGAUUUAUUGAUGAAAUUCGUUGAUUUAUUGAUGAAGUUUCCACAGUAUGCGAAUCAAGUCAAGAAGAUAGGAUACGAGAAAAUUUUUGUGGACUAUAACGUGUUAGUCAUCAAUCAAUUGUUUAGAUGUUUAUUUAAUGAUAACGACGGAUACCAAAAAGCAUUAACGAAGAUUAAAGAAUUUAAAAGUUAUGGAUUUAGUAUCAAGCUUGGAGAUAUGACUACUCAUUUUUAUCUGUUGAGUGAAAUGCCGAGCGAAACGAUACGUGAACAAGCGUGGAAUUUUGUGAGAUUUAUAUACAUGAAGGAAUAUCCGAAGUAUUUUUCAAAAAAUACAUGUAUAUUUAAUUACGUGUAUGUAGGAAUUUGUGCCAACGUAUAUUUAAUUUGGAAUACUUCUAAUGUAAAACGGUUCGAAGAUGAAGUGGAAAGAAAUAUUGGAAAUUCCAAAUGUAAAAAAUUCUAUAAAAUCGUUGGAAAGAGUUUUGCCACUACCAAGUUACAUAUGAAUGAUAUGAAUGAAUAUCAGUG